Molecule: messenger RNA, 2049 nt
Organism: Soboliphyme baturini
Lineage: Eukaryota; Metazoa; Nematoda; Enoplea; Dioctophymatida; Soboliphymatidae
Source: the annotation of a GenBank genome assembly
GGCCAAGAUGGGCUCGUCGCUGUUCGACCACUGCUCGAACAUCUGGACGUUGCUGACGCUGUUCUGCCUGUGCUAUUUCCUGGAGACGAUUACCUUCACGUACUUGAUCAGCGCCGUGCAGAGCAUCGAGCGCCAGUUCCAGAUCCCAAGCCGCAUGUCCGGCGGUCUGGUGGCGUCCAGCGACAUCGGCUACACGCUGACCGUCGUGGUGCUCGCCUAUUUCGGCAGCCGCAGCAACCGCGCUCGCUGGAUCGGCGGCGGUUGCCUGGUGAUUUCGUUCGCCUGCUUCCUCAUUGCCUUACCAAACUUCGUUUACCGUAGCCAGGGGCCAUGCGUCAACAACUCGGACUGGCAAACGGUCGACCUGGUCAGCUACAACGAGAUCAACACGCCGACCAAACUCGUCAACCAUCCGCUUCUUGGCUGCUCGCUGAGGCGCUGCUGGAACAUCGUCGACGGCGCUUCGGUUGCCUCCUUGACAAACGGCUUGGUGAAGGCUUCGUGCGGCCAUGAGGAGGUAAGGUCUUCUCCUUCCGCUGUUCAUCGUGGCCGCUUUUCCACGUCAGUUAUUUGUUUCGACUAUGGCCAUGAAGUGUGUGAUCAAAAGCUAAAGUCUCUUCGAGCUCAUUUCCCGUUGAACGAGUCCGUAACCUUCAACGAAGCUUCUAUCGGUGCGCUGCUGAGCUACUUCAACAACGAGCUGGACUGGGAAGUGAAGCGGCUGUGGCUUCGAAACGUGAAGACAACCGCCCAGCAACCGUUCGCCCUCUGCAACCGCCUGGUCAACGAUUUGAAGCAGGCGACAGAACAGAGCAGGUGCGAACAGAAGUCCACGAACUCCGGCGCCUUCACAAUGAUGGCUAUGGGCAUGAUUCUGUACGGCGUUGGCCACAGCAUGCCGUGGACGCUCGGCGUGCCUCUGAUAGACGACAACGUCAAAAAGCAAAGUACUCCAUUGUACUUUGCAUUUAUAUUUUUCAUACGAAUACUGGGACCUGUGCUUGGAUUCGUGAUCGGCGCCGGUUGCAAUAAGUUGUACUACGACCUGAAAAACGAACUGAACCUCGUGCACACGGAUCCGAGUUGGAUUGGUGCCUGGUGGCUUGGAUUCUUACUGAUUUCGGCAUGUCUUUUUCCUCCAGCCGUUUUGCUGCUCUUCUUCCCUGAUUUGAACAUACAGAAGAAUCGAAAGCCGCCACGAUCGACAAGCAUCACGGAAAAGACAGACUAUCAGGAACAAGCAACGUUGGUUAACAACGGCAUGGGUAUCAACAAAGAUACAGUCUACAAGGACUGCGUCUCGCCCAAUGCAAAACUAAAGCAGAGCGCCAAAGAAACCUUAAGAGAAAUCAUCUUAUGUCUUGAAUUGAUUUUAGACUUCCUGCUUGCAAUCAAGGAGGUGUUCAGAAGUCCCGUCUACACAGUGUGUCUGAUCGGAAGGUUAUUCGACGCGUUCGCUUUUAAAGGCUUUUUCGUGUUCCAGCCAAAGUAUCUUGAAAAUCACUAUGGUAUGCCACAGUAUCAAGGAAACAUGCUGCUUGGUGUGGUAGGCAUCCUUGGCUUCGCGAUAGGCGUAAUCAUGGGCAGCAUCAUUUUGCGGCGCUAUCGAUUGAAUGGAAGAGCCGCAGCUCUAUUCGUGGCAGCGUGUACAGCGACGUCCAGCCUGCUUGCGUUCAGUAAAAUUUUGUUGGCUUGCCAGUCCACAGUAAACCAGCUUGGAGCCAAUGUCAGUGGAGGCCACUUGAACUUCACCAGCUCCUGUAUUCUGAACUGUCAUUGCGACGAGGCAUCGCUUUUCCCAGUUUGUAGCCUUUCCGGCCGAGCUUACUAUUCGCCUUGCCACGCCGGAUGCAGCGACUACGAACGAACCGAGGCUCUGCUCAACUUUACCGACUGCAGGUGCGUUGACGUCGGGACAACGGUGAGCCGCAGCUUAUGCCGUGACGACUGUUACAUUCCUUUGAUAUUCUACUUCGUGCUCAUCACGAUUAGUGGCAUCAUCGGAGGUUGUGGGGUGAUUCCCGGCGUGCUGAUUUUAUUGAGGUAAAG